Molecule: messenger RNA, 4124 nt
Organism: Tetranychus urticae (two-spotted spider mite)
Lineage: Eukaryota; Metazoa; Arthropoda; Arachnida; Trombidiformes; Tetranychidae
Product: aminopeptidase N
Biological process (GO): peptide catabolic process; proteolysis
Cellular component (GO): membrane; cytoplasm
Molecular function (GO): metalloaminopeptidase activity; peptide binding; zinc ion binding
Source: RefSeq, a predicted model, not a curated record
CUGUGUUUGAUAAAAGUGAAAAUUUCAAGUUAAAUUCAAUUCAGUUCAGUUGCUUUCUCUUUCUUUUUCUCCUGUUUUCUCUUUCUAUCUCAAAUCACUUUUUUUCACUCAAAUACUGUAUCCACUUGUUGGGCUUGCAAACACGCUCACUUGGUUCUCUCUUGGUUCUCGCUCUCUUUUUUUCUGGUCUCUCCCUUUUAUUACAAGUAAUCUUCAUGACUUGGAUCACUCGUCACAAUCAAAGUUAACAACCAACAAAUCAGUUGGUUGAUUAAUUCAUUUCAACUGUUAAUCCGAACAAUUAAAAGUGCUACUUUUCCUGUGGUGGCUUUACAAUCUCCUAAACAUAUGUUAAUUUGAACGCUUCCAGUGUUUUCCUUUUUCCAGUUACAUUAUUUUAGGUUUUGGUUUCACAUCUUUAAAUUGUAGUGCAACUGUUAUUGAUAUUAAUUUUAAUUGUCAUCGCUUAUGAUUGAAAACAUCGCCACCGCCACAAAAGCUACCAGCACAAUCAUUGUAACAUUAUCACCAGUUUAUUGUAUCCACUGUUGAUCUUGUUUUGAAUUUGGAUGGAGUAAAGAGAAGCCCUGGUUUUUCACAUAGACUCGACUGUAUACUUUCUUUGUGAUCUCAUAAAGCAAGUGGAUUACCCGAUUGGUGUUAAUUUUUAUCAUCAAAGUGUCAUUACAUUUACUGGUGGUUUGGUCGCCUUUCAUGGUUCCUUUCUCGAUAUUCAAUGAUGAAUGAAAGUAGCCGAGAAAAGCUGGAUAUGGAUCUGGGUGAAUUUUGUGUUAACAAUCGGAGCAACAAUAAAUUGCAAUCAUCUUCAUCAACCCAUGGUUUAAAUGAAUCAACUAUAAGCUUUGACCGAACCAAAGGAAUAUUUCUUCCUCGUUGGACUCUCAUUUUAAUUGCUUCAUUGAUUCUAUCCGGUCUCGUGAUAUUUACACUUCUUUUAUUUCAUUUGUUACCCAUUUGUACCAAUCAAUUGAACCCAAUUCAGGGUGCAAUAUCAUCAUCUUCAUCUUUAAUCAAAUCUUUAUCAUCUGAUUCAACAAGUAAUCCUCGUAAGAAGACACCAGCAGCUCGUCUUCCAACCGCCAUUGUGCCAACUUCGUACGCGAUUAAAUUACAACCGUUCAUUAUUCCUGACAACUUUACCUUUGCUGGUGAUGUAAAAAUUAUUUUGGAUGUUCGUGAAUCAACUGAUCGUAUUACCCUUCAUGCCAAUAAUUUAACCAUCUACAAUGAAAGUAUCAAGGUGGAAAGGUUAACCUUUAACCCAAAGAAAGAGGAACCAUCAAGCCCGAGUAAACAAGAUGAAAGUGAUGAUGGAUCAUCAUCUUUUUUCCUACCCAAAUCACGGUCAAUCAGGGCAAUUGGUGAUUCAAAGGGAACAACAAUCAACCCUCAACUUGUAUCUACAGCAAUUGAAAAGGAUAAUGAUUUCUUUAUCAUUUACUUGAACAAUCAACUUGUCGCCGGUAACAGUUAUUCACUGUCAAUAAAAUUUUUGGGAAAUCUGAAUAAAGAUUUGGCUGGAUUUUAUCGUAGCUCAUACAAUGAUACAAAUACUAACCAAAAAAGAUGGAUUGCCACAACCCAAUUUGAACCGACGGAUGCACGACGAGCUUUCCCUUGUUUCGAUGAGCCAGCACUUAAAUCGAUAUUCAACAUUACUUUGGUUCAUUUGAGUAACUUGACAGCAUUGUCGAACAUGCCAGUCAUGGAAACAAUUCAUAGAGGCGAAUGGACGGAAACUCGAUUCAGUCCAUCGGUUAACAUGUCGACUUAUCUAUUGGGUUUUGUUGUUGGUAAUCUUGAAAAUGACACUGUCAAGGAAGGUAAUCGAUCUUUUGGAGUUUGGGGCCGUCCAGGUACAAGGGAAUCGAGAAAAUUUGCACUUUCAAUUGGACCCAAGAUUUUACAACAUUAUGAAAAGUUCUUCGAUAUUGGUUAUCCACUGCCCAAAACAGACAUGAUUGCCGUUCCUGAUUUCAAUGCUGGAGCCAUGGAAAACUGGGGAAUCAUAAUAUAUCGUGAAACAACAAUGCUCUUUGAUCCAUCAAGUGCCUCAAUAUUUACUAAAAAACAGGUUGCUGAUGUAGUCGCCCAUGAAUUGGCUCACCAGUGGUUUGGUAAUCUGGUUACACCUAAAUGGUGGGACGAUCUUUGGUUAAAUGAAGGAUUUGCUACUUACAUGGAAUAUGAAGGUGUUAAUAGUGUUCAUCCGGAAUGGAGGACGCAUGAUGCAUUUAUAAUUGAAGGAAUUCAAGUGGUUUUCGAACUGGACUGUUUAACUUCAUCGCAUCCAAUCUCGGUAAAAGUCAGUGAUCCUGACGAAAUUAAUGAGAUUUUCGACCGAAUCUCUUACGAAAAGGGUGCAUCUCUCAUCAGAAUGAUGAGAUACACAUUAGGAGACAAGGUUUUCCGUGAAGGAGUAUCGACGUAUCUGAAAGCUUUAGCUUUUAAAAAUGCUGAACAAGAUGACCUCUGGCAUCACCUGACCAUUGCACAAAACAAUUCAUCUAAAAGUGUUAUUCCUGUUAAAAAAGUAAUGGACUCUUGGGCUCUUCAAGUUGGAUUCCCUUUGGUCACAUUGACCCGUUCUUACGGAGCUGGUAAAAAGGCUGGAAAAUUGACUCAGAAUAGGUUUUUACUCUCAUUGAACAACUCAAUCGAAUCUAAAGAACGCUGGGAAAUUCCAAUUUCAUUGACAACCCAAUCUAACCCAAGUUGGGAUCCACUACCACAGUUUUGGAUCCAUUCAAAUGAAGCUGAAAAAUCGAUGGAGGUUUCCUUCUUACCGAAAGACGAUGAAUGGAUCAUUCUCAAUUUACAAGAAGUUGGCUAUUACAAGGUGAACUACGACGAAAAAAAUUGGUUAAUGUUGAUUAAUCAACUUAAAAAAGAUCAUAAUCGUAUUCAUGUUCUCAAUCGAGCCCAAAUUGUUGAUGAUUUGUUUGAUUUGGCUCGUGCUAAUAUAGUCAACUAUUCAUUAGCAUUGGAAGUUACUCGGUAUCUUGUUAAUGAAGAAGACUUUGUUCCUUGGGGUUCAGCUUCCAGUGAAAUCAGAUUUUUGGACUCAAUGUUGAGACGAACAAGUCUUUACGGUCGUUGGAAGAGUUAUGUUCUGAGUUUAGUUGUAAACAAAUACAACAAAUUUGGAUGGCGAGCUCCCGACAAUCCAGAUGACAUUGCUAGUCAAAUUAUGCAAUUAAGAGUUAUCAACUGGGCUUGUUAUUAUCAACAUAUGCCAUGCAUUCUUGAAGCUCAGAAGCAAUUUGAAGCCUGGAAAACAGCAAAAUCCGAGAACAAGACAAACCCAGUGCAUCCAAAUUUGAGAGGAGAUGUUGUUUGCUUUGGUAUUCAAUGGGGAACUGAAAAGGAUUGGCAAUGGGUUUGGGAACAAUACUUGUCUGCAUCGACUGCAACUGAAAAAGAGUAUCUUAUGAGAGGUUUAGCAUGUUCCAGGGAACCCUGGUUAUUGAAUAGAUACUUAGAAAUGUCUCUUGACGAUUCAAGUGGAAUCAGGAAACAAGAUGGUUCCACUGUUUUCCGAGCCAUUGCCACAAGUGGCUAUGGUAGGGACAUUGCAUUCAACUUUUUCCGUAAUAAAUGGGAUAAAAUUGUUUCUUAUUAUGGUAAAUCUUACUUUGCGAUGAGCCAUGUGAUAAAAUCGGUUUCAAGUUCAAUCACACUUCCAUUUGAAUUGAACCAGUUUAAAUCAUUUUAUGAAAGUGUAAAAGAUGACUUAACGUCAGCUCAAAGAGCUUUUAAACAAGCAUUGGAAAAGGCUGAAGCAAAUGUUGCCUGGAUGAAUCUAAAUUACCAGGAGAUCGAGAAUUGGAUAAACCAACAAAAAACAUCCUAAAUGGAACCUUUAUGAGCUUUCUUGAAUUUCAUUUUGACUACACGAAAUCAUCAUUAAUAUUAUUACCAUAAUUCAUCCUCUCUGAGUUUUUACUGUUUUCUUUGCUUUUGUUUUUCAUUUUUUGUCUUUCAUCUGUCAUCUUUUAUCGGUAAAUAGACUUUAAUAAACUCGAAAAGACUGAUUUAUAACAGUAACAAGUAAUUUGACUGUUAUAUUGUUACAACUAAUUUUAAAAUAUAUAAACUGUAAA